UGGGUCCGUCUCGUGUUCUGACCAUGACAGAACGAACUGGCCAUCAUCCGGACCCAGCUGACCCGGAAGGACUCCGCCUGGCAGUCAAACAACAGGGCGUCAUGUUGGAGCAUCAAGCCAAAGCGCUUACACAGAUGGCCUCCGUGCACCAAGACUUAUUUUGCCGGCUGGAAAGUGCGACACAAACCUUGCUAGAACUAACCGGGCAACAAUCCGUCUCUGCUGUUCCAGCGUCACUUCCACCUUCCAGCGAUCCGCCUGUCUCUAGUUCCGCCUCACUUCCGGAAAACUUCCGUCUCCAGCCAGAGCAGUUCCAUGGCGACGUCGAAGCAUGCGGGGGUUUCCUACUGCAGUGUCAACUCCUGUUUCUACAAGCGCCUCGUUUCUACCACUCGGAUCACAGCAAGAUAACUUUAUUAGUCAACUCACUCAGAGGUAAAGCGCUACAGUGGGCCCAAGCUUUCCUCGCCGCCAAUCCCGUCACUCAUCUGUCCUUCGAAAGCUUCAUUGGUUUUGUCAUGCCACGAUUGUCACCUGGAACCUACACCACCUUGAGCUGCAGCUACCUCCCAGACGCCGACACUCUUCGGCCACAGCACGCACUGGUUCCGGCUACACUGGUCCUCCAGCCUUGCCACUCACAAGAACUCCAGCAACACCCCUCCUCAAGACCUUCAGUCACACCACUCUCAAGAUCUCCAAUAGCGCUGCAGCUGCACCUCUGUCAGCAAGAGCUACAGCUCGCUCGGGCUUCUCCACCACGCUCAAAGCCACGCCUUCUAGUCUCGACCUAGCCACGCUCCUCCAAGCCUUCGCCAUAUUCAGUGACAUUAAAUUACAUUUAUCCACUUA
Messenger RNA from Oryzias latipes (Japanese medaka), 852 nucleotides. NCBI's taxonomy places the organism in Eukaryota, Metazoa, Chordata, Actinopteri, Beloniformes, Adrianichthyidae. The record is from RefSeq and is a predicted model, not a curated record.